AUGAAACUAUCAAUUGCUUUGUCAUCGAUCCUGGCUGUCUGCUCAGUUACUACAGCUACCCCAGUUCUUUCCACCACGACCACGAGCGUUGAAUCUACUUCCACCACAGCUUCUCCUAAUGCGAUUGCAACUAGUGGGCCUGACUACUUGAAAUAUCCUAGUCCAUAUGAUGAAUAUACGAGUCACUGUCAUCCAAUCUCACUGGAAAUGUUAAUGCUGUUGGAGGAAUUUGUACUAAUCGGACUGGGAUGCGAUGCAUUAUCAGACGAAAUUGAUGAGAGAAGAGUCAAAAUCUAUGCCGAAGUGGAUAUAAUGGACGAGCUGCAGGAAAGAUUUGACACUGUAAUGGGCGACUCUUCAAACUAUGGACUAGGAAACCUCGAUCUUGAAGCUGCGAUCAGAACCCAGCAUGAACUUCUUGAAAAACUCCACAAAGAAUCUAUGGGACUUUUAGGAAAACAUUGGAAUGGAGUUCAGGAAAGUGACAAGUUACUAAUAACACUUGAAAAGUACUUUAGGCAAAAUUUUAUAUCUGAUGAAACCGAGGUUUACGAUAUCGCAGACCCGAAUGAAUUUCUCGAAUUUAGGAGAUGCCACGAGUUUUUACGCAGUCACCUAUCACAGUCACAGUCACAGCCAUAA
Batrachochytrium dendrobatidis JAM81 is the source of this 642-nucleotide messenger RNA. RefSeq lists its product as uncharacterized. NCBI's taxonomy places the organism in Eukaryota, Fungi, Chytridiomycota, Chytridiomycetes, Rhizophydiales. The coding region runs from base 1 to 642 and encodes 213 amino acids. The transcript has a single exon. The record is from RefSeq and is a predicted model, not a curated record.